CUCUUUCUAACACUUAAUCUUCUCACGGCCAUGGAAGAGAACUCAAGUCAAAACGAGCUAUCGGAGACUAAGAACAUACAAGGUUUCAAUGGAGAUACAGUUCAGAAGUUUUUCAGAGUUUACAUACCAAAUCAAACCGCAGAUGACAUGAAUCUACCUUUGGUUUUGGACAAGAUCUCAGGGAAGCCUCUUCCUCGGAAGGUGACUGUUAAAAGCGUGUCCUCGGGGAACAUUUGGAGGAUGGAAAUGAAAGCAAACGGUAACACCGUGUUUCUCCGAGACGGGUGGAAAAAAAUCGUCAAGGACGAGAAUGUGACAGAGCCAAUUUUCUUGGAGUUUGAGUUCGAUGGUUCUGGUGUAUUCCACUUUUGUGUGUAUGAGUAUGGUUCAAUGUGUAAAAGGAUGAGAUCUCCAAUGGAAAAAGAAGUGAUAAAAGUGGAGAGUACUGAAGAAGAAAGUGAAGAAGAUGUGCUUGUGGAUGAUGAAGAGAGCACAAAAGGGCUUGAGGAGUCGCCAAGAAGAGGUGGUACAAGUAGAAGACGUGCGAAUUUGAAGAUUGACAGUCAUAAGUUUUAUGAACAUCUAGACAACAAACGAAAUCCGUCGUUUCCGGUUGAUACGACUCAUAGUAGAACGCGCAUACCGUCUUUACUUAUAAAGGACUACAACUUGACAUUUCCCAACAUGGUUAUCGUGCGUGACAAGAUUGGCAUAUUGAAGAGGAGAAUCGCGGUUUGGAAGAACAGAUCCGUGUAUCUAAAUGGAAUCAGUAGUAUCAUCCGAAGGAAUCAUGUGAAGCCAGGUGAUGAAAUGGUAUUCGAACUAAAGAUGGUCAAUGGUUAUCACGGUUUGGUUCACGAAAUCAAGGUCCACAUUAUCAAAGCCUGAUCAUAGUUUUACAUGUUGUUCUACUUCUAUCUUAGAGAAUGUUGAUUGAAAGGUUAAGGUUAUUUAUGUCGUUGUGUUGAUCAUGUUAGUUUUGCAUCUGUUUUGUAUGCCUUCUCUUUUGUUGUAAAACCUCUGGCCACAUAUAUGCAUUUGGAAGAGAAGUCAUCAUUGGCUUUAUGGUCGGUAUAGCUUCAGGGA
Messenger RNA from Arabidopsis arenosa, 1086 nucleotides. The record is from the annotation of a GenBank genome assembly. NCBI's taxonomy places the organism in Eukaryota, Viridiplantae, Streptophyta, Magnoliopsida, Brassicales, Brassicaceae.